AUGUUGCAACCAAGUCGAUUCCUCGCCACCUCGUCGCUGUUGUCGCCCGCGGCGUUGGUCCCGUCCACGUGGAAGACGGCCCCGUCUGGGUGGCAUCUCGUUCCCCACUCCACAGUGGAGGCGCAGCAGGAGUUGUGCGUGGCCAAACUCUUCUCCUUUUUGAACCAUGGCGCCCAGUACGCCUUUCUUGGGCAGACCAUGGCGCUUGCCGAGGAGGUUCACUGCAUCCCGCGCCUGGAGUGGUUCUACACGGAGCUGUACUUCACGCUGCCGCCCACCCCUGCCGCGGAGCUGCUGGCGUGUUACAUGAACGACCAGGAACGUCUACGCUGCGGGCUGCGCAACCAGUCCCCUGGGACGAGUGCGUCGGGGAUUCAGUGGAGUGCGGAGCUGCAUCGACGGGUGGAGCAGCGCGCGACGGAGGAUUUCUGUUGGCUCUUGACGGCGGAUCAGCGAAAAACGGAGAAGUUUCUGCAGGAAACGUACGUCCAGUGGCAUCACCGGGCCGACUAUUUAGUCACACGCAAGAGUCGAGAGAAGAAGGAGUUUCGCCAGGACCUGACGCUUCAGCAGGUCAUACAAGAAGGCCAGGAGCGGAAGCGACGCAUGCAACGACGACGAUCGCGGGUGGAGGAGCAACAGAAAGAAAUUGCCUCGGGAAAGGCAACGGAGUGGGAUAAUUUCACCCAUGAUGUGCUCCCAAGGGAACUCCGCGAGGCGCUGGAUCGCGAGAGCGACGGGAUGGAGGACGUGCGUCUUUCUCGGGCGGGGACCGCCACCGGCGGGUGGAGUCGUGGCUACCGCACGCACCCAAACUUUCGUUAG
Molecule: messenger RNA, 825 nt
Organism: Trypanosoma conorhini
Lineage: Eukaryota; Euglenozoa; Kinetoplastea; Trypanosomatida; Trypanosomatidae
Exons: 1
Coding region: 1-825 (274 amino acids)
Source: RefSeq, a predicted model, not a curated record